Molecule: messenger RNA, 5288 nt
Organism: Apis florea (little honeybee)
Lineage: Eukaryota; Metazoa; Arthropoda; Insecta; Hymenoptera; Apidae
Gene: arr
Product: low-density lipoprotein receptor-related protein 6
Molecular function (GO): protein binding
Source: RefSeq, a predicted model, not a curated record
CUUUGAUCGACAAGUCUGGACUCCCGCCAUUUUCUCGACGUCUUGCUUCAAUUUACAUACUUGGCUGAAGGACCAGCCCUGAAUCUCUUACAACAGGUCUGGACCUGAUUAAUUUUUCUGUUUUGAGUUCGAAGAAUGAAGACAUAGAAACUUACAAAUUUGUUAAAUAACUAAUCCGUUUGUUUCCCUAUCGCUUCAUGCUUGGAUACAUAUAUUUAUUGUUUAUAAUUUCGAUACAGAACGUAUCCAAUCCUUAGAAACGAGACAACAGACUCAAAACAGUCAAAUGGCUGCUGAGGAGCUCGGGAUUCUAUGGCUCAACGAAGUAGGCAAGUAGGAGAAGGAGCCGCAUGCGGCUCGCGAGUCGCCAGUUGAUCUUCUCUGCCUUACAGAAUGGAUAUUAUCAGUUUAAUAAUUAUUCUAACUGCAUGUUUUUUCAAACUUGUCCUUUUCUCUAAUGGAACACCAACUCUUCUCUUUGUCACACAAAAAGAUAUUAGAAUGGCUAAUGCUUCUCGUACUAACAAAGUAACUACUGUCAUAAAAGAUCUCUCAGAAGGUGCAGCAUUAGAUUUUUAUUUUGAGCAUGAAUUAGUAUGUUGGUCAGAUAGUGGUUUAGAAAUAAUUCAAUGUAUUCGAACAAAUGGUACUCAUACUGGUGAAAAAACAAUUGUAGUAAAUUCUAGUUUAAUUUCUCCUGAUGGUUUAGCUUGUGAUUGGUAUACAGGAAAAUUAUAUUGGACAGAUGGAGAAAAAAAUAGAAUAGAAGUAACUAGCAUUGAUGGACAUCAUAGAAAAGUUCUUUUUUGGACAGAUAUUUAUCAACCAAGAGCUAUUGCUCUUGUUCCAAUGAAAAGUAUAUUAUUUUGGACUGAUUGGGGUGAUGUACCUAAAAUAGAAAGAGCUGCAAUGAAUGGAGAUCCAUCAACAAGAGAAGUAAUCAUUUCUGAUGAUAUAUUUUGGCCAAAUGGUUUAACUGUAGAUUAUGAAAAUGAAUUGGUUUAUUGGGUAGAUGGAAGACUUAAAUUUAUCGCGGUGAUGGAUUAUUAUGGAAAAAACAGAAGAAAAGUUAUAGAACAAGGACUAGAUUACCCUUUUGCAGUAACAUUUUUUGAUCAUAGAUUAUAUUGGACUGAUUGGAAAACAUGGUGUGUACAUUCAUAUGAUGUUCGUCAAAACCAAGCACAUCCUAGAGAAUUAUUACAUGGGGAAUAUAUACCUGGUGACAUAGAAGUAUGGGAUGUUAAAAGACAACCAUAUGGUAGUCAUCCUUGUGAAAAAAAUAAUGGAAAUUGUUCACAUUUGUGUCUUCUUAGUAUGACAGAACCUGGAUAUAGUUGUGCAUGUCCUACUGGUGUGAAAUUAGUGGAUAAUUUGACUUGUGCAGAAGGACCAGAAGAAUUGUUAUUAAUAGUUCAAAGAAAUGAAAUUUGUCGAAUUUCUUUAGAUUCUCCAGAUUAUACUAACUUUGUGUUACCAUUAACAGGAAUUAAACAUGCAAUAGCAAUUGAUUUUGAUCCUGUGCAAGAAAUGCUUUAUUGGACGGAUGAAGAAGCUCGUGCAAUUCGUAGAGCUUCUCUUGAUGGUUCUAAUCAAGAAAAUAUUAUAACAACAGAAGUAAAGAAUCCUGAUGGAAUAGCUGUUGAUUGGUUGGCACGGAAUCUUUAUUGGACUGAUACAGGAACAGAUCGAAUUGAAGUAGCUAGAUUAAAUGGUACAAGUAGAAAAGUGUUAAUAAAUGAAGAUUUAAUUGAACCUAGAGCAAUUGCUUUAGCUCCAGAAUUAGGAUGGAUGUUUUGGACAGAUUGGAAUGAAAAACGUCCAAAAAUAGAACGAAGUAAUCUUGAUGGAACAGAACGUAUUCUUUUAAUAAAUAAAGAUAUUGUUUGGCCAAAUGGAAUUGCUUUAGAUCUUGCAAGAUGGAAAAUUUAUUGGUGUGAUGCAAAAACAGAUAAGAUCGAAGUAUGUAAUAUGGAUGGUACAAAUAGAAGAGAAGUAAUCACAGACAAUCUACCACAUCUUUUUGGAUUAAGUUUAUUAGGAGAUUAUUUAUAUUGGACUGAUUGGCAAAGACGAAGUGUGGAUAGAGCACAUAAACUUACAGGUGGUGAAAGAGAAGUUAUAGUUGAUCAAGUUCCAAAUGUUAUGGGUUUAAAAGCAGUGCAUUUAGGAAAAGUUAAUGGUACAAAUCCUUGUGUAAAAAGCAAUGGAGGUUGUAGUCAUCUAUGUUUGAACAGACCAGGAAAUAAAUAUGUGUGUGCAUGUCAAAUUGGAUAUGAAUUAACUAAAGAUAAAAAGACUUGUGUUGUCCCAGAUGCAUUUAUGUUAUUUGCAAGAAAAGAAAACAUUGGCAGAAUUAGCAUUGAAAAUGCAAAUAAUGAUAAUAUUAUUCCAUUAACUGGUGUUAAAGAUGCAAGCGCCUUAGAUUUUAACAUUGUAGACAAUCGUAUUUAUUGGACGGAUGUUAAAUUGAAAACAAUUACAAGAGCUUUUAUAAAUGGAUCUGAUAUAGAAAGAGUUGUGGAUCUUGGUUUAGAAACACCUGAAGGUUUAGCAAUAGAUUGGAUUGCUCAUAAUUUAUAUUGGAGUGAUACAGGAACUCGAAGAAUAGAAAUGGUUCGAUUAGAAGGCUGUAGCAGAAAAGUUCUUAUUUGGAAUAAUAUUAUUGAACCAAGAUGUUUAGCUCUUGAUCCUAGCAAAGGCCAUAUGUAUUGGACAGAAUGGGGAAAUUCUGGAAAUAUAGAAAGAUCAUAUUUGGAUGGUACACAUCGUGAAAUAAUACUUUCCAAUAUUGGAAGAGCAAAUGGUCUAACAAUUGAUCAUUCAGCACGAAAAUUAUAUUGGGCAGAUUUAUAUACUCCAGCUGUUGAUAGUUUUGAUUUACGUACAAGAAAAAGAUAUGCAAUUAUAACAGAAAAUAUUGUGUAUCCAUUUAGUAUUACUCAAUAUCAAGAUUAUAUUUAUUGGACAGAUUGGAAUACAGGUGAUAUAGAAAAAGCUAAUAAAACUAAUGGAGCAAAUAGAGAGAAGAUACAUAAUAAAUUAGAAUCUGUGACAGACUUGUUAGUUUUUCAUGCUUCUAGACAAGCAGGAUGGAAUCCUUGUGCUUCAAAAAAUGGAAGUUGCUCUCAUCUUUGUAUUGCUUUACCAGGAGAAAAUGAAAGCAUAUCUAAUUCUUUCAAAUGUGAAUGUCCUACUCAUUACAAUUUAGCAGAAGAUAAUAAAACAUGCAUUGCACCGAAAAAUUUUAUGAUGUAUAGUUUGCGUAACGCAAUAUUUCGCUUUCUACCUGAUACAAAUGAUUGCCCAGAUGUGGUUCUACGAAUACAAGGUUUAAAACAUGUACGAUCUAUAGAAUUUGAUCCCAUAACUCAACAUAUUUAUUGGAUAGAUGGACGUACUUUAUCUAUUAGAAAAACUUUGGAAAACAAAACCCAUUCAAGUAUAAUGAUUUCUGGAAAUUCAGGACAUCCAGUGGAUCUUGCUUUAGAUUCAUUAGGAAGAUUAUUAUUCUGGUCAUGUGCCAUAAAUGAUGCAAUUAAUGUUACAAAACUUGACAAUGCUUCUGCUUUAGGUGUUGUUGUUAAAGGUGAUGGAGAAAAACCAAGAAAUAUUGCUAUACAUUCAGAAAAAAGAUUUCUUUUUUGGACAGAUAUAGGAAGAAAAAUGAGAGUUAUGCGCAGUAAAAUGGAUGGAAAAGAAAGAAUUGUAAUAGCAACAGAUCUUGAACAACCAACAAGCAUUGCAGUAGAUACAAUUUCAAAUAUUGUAUAUUGGGCACAUGGCAAUCAAAUUGAAUAUGCAGAUUUUGAUGGAAAUAAUAGAAGAAUUCUAAUUUCUCCUGUUGGACAAGGAUCAACUAUUUAUUUAUCAGUUUUUCUUGAUUUUAUUUAUUGGUUUGAUAAAGAAACAUCUAGUUUAGAGCGCAUUAAUAAAUCUGGAAAUGGAAGAAAAACAAUCAUGAAUAAAGUACUCACAGAUUUAAUUACAAUAAAUACUCCACAAGAUGAUAUAAUGAAAACACAUAUUUGCAGUCCUUUUCGAGAUUUUGGAGGAUGUUCACAUUUUUGUAUAGGAACUGUUUCUUCUAGAUGUUCUUGUCCAAUCUUGGUUUUAUCCGAAGAUGAAAAAACUUGUAGAGCUGCGCCAGCUUGUGGAACAGAUCAUUUUACUUGUGCUGCACCUAGCUCUGCAGUAACAAAAGAUUGUAUACCUGCAACAUGGAAAUGUGAUGGUCAAACUGACUGUCCUGAUGGAAGUGAUGAAUUAGGUUGUCCAACUUGUAAUCGUGAGCAAUUUAAAUGUCAAAGUGGUCAUUGCAUUGAUAUGUCCUGGGUGUGUGAUGGAACAACUCAAUGUCAUGAUGGUUUAGAUGAAGCACAUUGUUGUCGUCCAGAUCAAUUUCAAUGCAUAGGUAAUGGUGUUUGUAUUUCUGGUUCUGCUCUUUGUGAUGGUUGGGAGGAUUGUGCUGAUGGAAGUGACGAACUUGCAUCUGCAUGUACACCAGCAAAUAAUCCCCGACAAGAGAAUAAUUCAUUAGAAUCUGGAAAAAUCACUUAUGUUAUUAUUGUACCUAUUGGAUUGAUUGCAACAAUUGCUGCAAUUGCUUUUGGAUUUUAUUAUUGUAGAAGAAAAUUUAUAAAUAACGAAGAAUUACCUGAUAUUUUACAUGAUUCAGCUGGAGAUCCAUUAUCACCAAAACCUGCAAGAUUAGCAAAACCAAUGUUUGCACAAAAAAAUUGUAGAAAAGAUUUGAAAAUAGGAAUGGAAACUGUAAGAAUGUCAAUGUUAAAUGGAAGUAGUAUUGGAUCAAGUUAUGAUCGCAGUCAUAUUACUGGUGCAUCAAGUUCAACUCGAGGGAGUUCCACAGGAGGUUAUCCUCAAGAGACAUUAAAUCCUCCUCCAAGUCCUGCCACAACAGCCAAUUCUACGAGGUGCUCAAGCAGUAAUGCAUCUAGGUAUAAACCUUAUAGAUAUUAUAAAAGUAUAAAUCAACCACCACCUCCAACUCCGUGCAGUACAGAUGUUUGCGAUGAGUCAGAUAGCAAUUAUCCAGCAAGAUAUCGAUAUGAAAGUGAACCUUAUCCUCCACCCCCUACUCCAAGGUCUGUUUACCAAAGUGAUGCUGGAAUUAGUUGCCCUCCUUCUCCUAGUUCACGAUCUUCUACAUAUUUUAGUCCACUUCCACCACCUCCUUCUCCUGUACCUUGAAUUAUAUUAGAAAUUAUUUAUAUUCUAUUUUUUAAAAAAUGACAUUUUUAGUAGGUUUUUAAAAAUUUUUUAAAAAA